This is a messenger RNA of Conger conger (European conger), 5125 nucleotides long. RefSeq names its product zinc fingers and homeoboxes protein 3-like. Gene Ontology annotation, cellular component: nucleus. Lineage: Eukaryota; Metazoa; Chordata; Actinopteri; Anguilliformes; Congridae. The record is from RefSeq and is a predicted model, not a curated record. The coding region runs from base 524 to 3694 and encodes 1056 amino acids. Gene Ontology annotation, biological process: regulation of transcription by RNA polymerase II. The transcript is spliced from 4 exons. Gene Ontology annotation, molecular function: DNA-binding transcription factor activity, RNA polymerase II-specific; DNA binding.
AAAGACAAGAGAAAGUAAUAAACACUGGAUUUGGUGGGAGUGCUGAAACGCGUCCCAAACCCACACAAGGUUUCACUGACGGUGACGCUUUAGAUCACGUGGUCCUGGAUACGCACGCCGUAUAUCUUUUCCGUUCCCGUUCGGCUGGUCAUGUCGACUCGACAUAAACAAGACCAAAGGGGCCAUUGUACUGGUUGUGGUCACUGCCGAGUUUUUACCAGUACAGCCGGCGCAGUCGAAGAAAAAGGUUCGACUUUCUGGUCGCAACUGGCAUUGAUUGGAGUUUCUUUGUGGUGUUAUUUAUAUGCAUAUUUAUUGUGGAUGGUUUAAUUUUUUGUAUCGGUCACAGAUCAUCUACAAGGUUUCCAGUCAGCUGCUAAAAACAUCGCUUGCACAGUGGAGGGUGUCCCCGAAAAGCCGAGGAGGAGCAUGAGCCACCGCAACCUCUUCACCCCCGUUCCUCGUACCUGAGGCCCCUCUUCAGCCUGGCAGUCACCCCUUGCACAUUUUAACCUCCCCAGCCAUGGCCAGCAAGAGGAAAUCCACAAUACCAUGCAUGAUCCCCCCAAAAAUUACCCACUCCCCCCAGAACCGGGACUCUUCUCCCUCAGACCCCCCGCCACCCACCACCAAGAAUGGUGCAUCCCGGGAGGGCAGGGAGGAGGAGGAAGAUACUAUACCCACUGCUGUAACCACCAUUGUGAGAGCCCCGGGAACAAUGGACUGCAGCCAGUCCUCCUGGCCUGAAGAUGGUGCUGUUCCACAACAUGGAGGGGACUCCUACACCUGCCAGCCUUGCCGCUUUGAGUCCCGGGACCUCAACCUGUUCCUGGACCACGUGUACAGUGGCCACCCUGAAUUCCGUGCCGACCCCACCUUCCACUGCACAAACUGUGGGGUUUCCUCUCCUAAAUUCGAGGGGCUCGCGCUACACAACGCACGGGCACACCCUGCCUUGGGCGCGGCGGGUAGCUCCACCACUGCCGCCCUGCAGGUGAGGCGACGGGAGCGGCGGAUUCGGGUGGAGCAGAGCCUGGUCACCGGGGAGGGGACGCGGGAAGCGGAGAUCUCCAUCACCAAGACGCCCAUCAUGAAGAUGCUGAGGGGGAAGUCGGAGCACAAGCGCAUCGUGGUGUCCCACGUGGGGGCGGCCGACGAGCCGGGCGCGGAGGCGGGGAGAAAGGACCCCCAAAUGGCCAUGCCCCCCCCAACCGUUGUGCCCCCACCCGCCAGCGUCACUCACAACGGGACCGCCUGCAAGGCGCCGGGCCAGCUCCCGUCGGCCAUACAGAUCGUGAACGGCUCGGGUGCGCUGCCCCUGCUGAAGACGGCCAUCAGCCAGGUGGUCACGGUGGUGCAGAACCGCAUCCCGCACCAGUCCGCCCCCAUCACCGUCUCUUCCUCCUCCUCCUCUUCCUCCUCCUCCUCCUCCUCCAGCGCCUCCUCCAGGAACCUGCCCAAGGUGAUGAUCCCACUGAGCAGCAUCCCCACCUACAAUGCCGCCAUGGACUCCAGCAGCUUUCUCAAGACCUCCUUCAGCAAGUUCCCGUACCCCACCAAGGCUGAGCUGUGCUACCUGACCGUGGUCACCAAGUACCCCGAGGAGCAGAUCAAGAUCUGGUUCACCGCCCAACGGCUGAAGCAGGGUAUCAGCUGGUCGCCGGAGGAGAUCGAGGACUCCCGUCGCAAGAUGUUCAACACCAUCAUCCAGGCGCCGUCUGGCGGGCAGUCCCAGAUGCCGCAGAUGCGCCACGCCCACCAAGCUCCUUCCCACCACACCAUCACGGUCCUGCCGGGCGGGGUGCCGCAUAUCCUGCAGGGCAGCCUUGUGGGGCAGGGGGGCAUGAUCGUCACCCAGCCCGUGAUCACCAACGGCCUGCAGGUGAGCAGUGCCCCUGUCACCCUGGCUGUGACGCCCCGCCCGCAGCCCCGGCCUCAGAUGCAGGCCCGGCCGGCCGCAGCAGUGGGGGGCGAUAAGAGCGGCGCUGUCGGGGGCAGCAGCCGGGUUCCCGGAACGGCCUUUACCAGCGGUAACGGCUUCACCAGCAGCAAUAGCCUUAACAGCAUUAUCACCAGCAGCAUCUGCAGUAACAGCACCAGCAACGGUAGCACCAGCAACAGUAGCACUGGCAAUGGUAGCGCCAGCAACAACACUAACAACGGCAGCAAAGCCAACGCCAGCAACGCCGCCAGUAAAACCAAUGGCGACGGCCGUGGCAAAAUGGCCGACUCGACUGCCGUGGUCGCAGCUUCAGCCAUCCUCAGGGGGGCGCCCAGUUCUCGAACCCUCCCCAGCAGCUUCCUGGACCCCAGCUUCUACAAGAGCAAGAAGUCCGCGGAGCAGCUCGGGACUCUGAAGCAGAGCUUUGUGCGCUGCGAGUUUCCCGGGCAGGAUGAGGUGGAGCGGCUCACCAAGCUCACUGGCCUGACCGUGCGCGAGGUGCGCAAGUGGUUCAGCGACCGCCGCUACCACAACCGCAACCUGAAGGGCCCGCGGUCGAGCACGGGAGGGGUGCCGUUCACCGGGGGCACCCUCCUCGACCUCACCGACAGCCCCUCCGCUGCCGGGAGCCCCCAGUCGCCCCUGGCGACCGCGACCGUGGCGACGGCCAGUGUGGCGCGGCGGGCUCCGCUGUCUCAGAUGGCAGAUUUUACCGCCGUGCGCUACAAGGAGCGUGACCCCCAGCAGGUGCGUGCCCUGGAGGCCAGCUAUGCCCAGGACCCCCUGCCCUCCACGGAGGAGGUGGACCGACUGCGCACCGAAACCAAGAUGACCCGCCGCGAGAUCGACGGCUGGUUCUCCGAACGCCGCAAAAAGGCCACGCCAAAAAGGAAGAGAGGCGAGGGAGAGCCGCAGGAGGAGGAGGAGGAGGAGGAAGAAGAGGAGGAUGAUGGAGCAGAGGGGAAGAGCGACCCGGAUGACCCCUUGCAGGGGACGUCGACGCAGCAGAGCGCCAAGGACAAUGAGCUCAAGGUCAACCCCAUCAAAAUCAAUUUGAAAAUGCUGAAGGUGACCAAACCCGACCCAGAGUCUGGAGCCCAGGUGGAGCGCGAGACGGACAGCCCCAAAUCGCAGGCCCCGGCCCUGCCCCCGUUCACCUCCGGCCGGGGCAAGAAGACGGCGGAGCAGCUGCACCUCCUCCGGCAGGUGUUCGCCCGCACGCACUGGCCCAGCAGCCUGCAGUACGACCAGCUGAUCGCCCGCACCGGCCUGCCCCGGCCGGAGGUGGUGCGCUGGUUCGGCGACAGCCGCUACGUCUACAAGAACGGCCAGCUGAAGUGGCUGGAGACCUACCAGCACGCCGCGGCCGCCGAGGAGAAAGAGGAGGGGAAAGACGAGGAGCAGGAGGAGGAGGAGAAGGAGGACAAGGAGAGGGAGGAAGAGGAGGAAGGAGAGGGAGACACUACAGUGCCGAAGGACCAGGGGAAGCUGGAUAAAGAGGAGGCCCCAGGAGCAGGGGGACGGGCGGCGGAGAGCAUGGGGGCGGAGGACGACGAGGAGGAGGAGGAGGAGGAGGAGGAGGAGGAGGAGGAGCAGGACCAAGGUGCGGUGAAGAAGGCAGCGGAGCAGGACCGGAGCAGUCCAGCCUGUGGAGACGGGGAGAGAGAGGGGGAGGGUGCUCCGGUCGCCGUGGUGCAGUUCGCCAAGCCCAGCCCCGCCGCCUCUUCGCGGGAUGGGUCCCCAGGACUCUGAGGUGAGGACAGAAUGGCCGGAUGACGCUGGUUGCCAAGGAAACGAGGGGCGGCUGGUUUUCUGAAAGCGCCGGGGAUGGCUGUAGGGGGGUGUUUUUAAAAUGACAACAGCUGUGCAUGUGAUGGGAUUCAUAGACUUAAAUCCUGAAAGAAAAAUCCCUCCCUCCUCCACCUCCCACCAUCAUCUGUCCAGAAAAGCUGAGGGGGAGAAAGCAAACAGGAAAAAAAAAAAAUAGAAACGGGGCAUAGAGCUCUGUUGCCGAUUGGAGUGGCUUUUGUCAGACCAAGCCAACAUUUUUUGGGGGCACGUGGAGGGGGGGAAGCCAGUUUACAUGAAAGAGAACACGCACAACGGUUGUACGGAUCUCAGCCAAUCACAUCAGUGCUGCCCGGGGGAUUAUGGGAAAUGAUGUUAGGUUGUGGACUUAAAAUGUGAUGGGGAAAUAUGGGCCUAAGACAACAGAGAAGGAUGAGGGCGUGAGGAGCGAGAGGACGUUUUGUUUGUUGUAUUUCUUACUUUUAUAGCAAACAGUACAUCAGCACAGCCUUGAAUUCUAUUUCUUCUAUUUGUCUUCUCAUAUUUGUAAAAUUUAGGUUUAUAACAUUUUUCUUCUGUAAUCGAUUACUGUCAGUCCAGAUAUAUUUGUGUACGUAUUUAGCGGAUCACUCCAUCAAUAUCAAUUUUUUUUUUUUUUUUUUCUUGCACUAUGUUGGAUCUGGUACCCAGUGGUAAUGUUAUGCUGAAAUCAUGUUAACUUGAGGGAGCCUUUGAUUGUACAAUGAACAAGCAACAGGCAAACACUAUUACACAGAUCACUUACACAUGCACACUCACACACACAUCACACAGCCUUUCAGCUGUCAGAAAAAACAAUUUGAACAUAAUUGUUGAGAUGUUGAAUAGUCUAUUUAACAUAAGAGUGAUAAAAACAUGUUACUCCAGCAGACUGGCAGUGCGGAAUAAAAUCUCGCAGAUGCAGAAUAAGAGAAUAAUGAUCAACCGACAAAUGCCCUGCAUUCUGUCAACUAAUCGAGAGCUAACAUUAAAGCUUUAUAUCAACAGCCUUCCUGAGCCACACAAAGUAUACACUAAACAGUAAUUCAGCAUUUUUCAUAUUUUCUUCUGGAAAUUGUGAAAUUGUUAAGUGAAAUGGGAGGAGCUUUGUUGCCAACACUAGCCAACCAUGCAUCCGGUGGCCUUUAAAAAAAAACAAAAGAAAACAAUAAAAAAAUGUCACGAGCAUGUUGGAACCAAAAUGUCCAUCGUUUCCGUAUUGGUUCGCGAAAUUUGCAAAUAUUGCUGGACUUGCAGAAUUCUGUUAUGACUGCGCAAGACAAUUUGUCAACUUAGUUUUAUCAGAAUUACUGAAACCUAUCCGUCGCUUUAUCAUUUUUACGUCUGGAUCUUUGCAAAAUAAAUGAAAUGCAACAA